ACUAGCCAGGCGUUUGCUAUACCUUCAACAUCCGGUUUGGGAAUCUUGAUGUUUUAUGUAAUAUUUGUGUAAAUGAUAAAGACAGCAAAAUUAUUAACAGAAGACUUAAAAACUAAAUAAAAAUAGAAAUGAGUGCUCUCUUAGAUGAAACAGAGGAUGUGGCCCUAAAUUUUGGUGAAGAAGAAGAGAUCCUUGCCUCAAGAAGAAAAUAUUUAAAACAUCCAAUUGCAGUGACAUUCCAUCUUACUUUUCGCAUUCUAGCUUUAUUAACUUAUUUAUUUUGUGGAUUAUUUAGUCCAUCUUUUAUAACUAACUUCGUCUUGAUUAUGGUAUUAUUAUCGAUGGAUUUCUGGACAGUAAAAAAUAUAUCUGGUAGAUUAUUGGUUGGUCUUCGGUGGUGGAAUCAUGUAGACGAUCAAGGUAAAAGUCAAUGGAUAUUUGAAUCUCGAAAGGGAGUCGAUAGGAAAAAGAUAUCUACUUUGGAAAGUAACAUCUUUUGGAUAGCAUUAGUAGCUUCCCAAAUUAUUUGGGUAUUAUAUCUUAUAGGAUCCUUAUUCACAUUGAAUCUUAAAUGGAGUAUGGUGGCAUGUGUCGGAAUAGGCCUAAAUGGUGCUAAUCUUUACGGAUUUAUUCAAUGUAAAAUAGGCUCAAAAAAGAAACUGUCAACAGCCGCAACAAAUUUCUUGGGCCAGCAGGUCUUUCAAUCAAUUAUGUCGCGACGAACUACGACAAGAGUUGAAGAUAUCUAG
Messenger RNA from Dimorphilus gyrociliatus, 749 nucleotides. Lineage: Eukaryota; Metazoa; Annelida; Polychaeta; Dinophilidae. The record is from the annotation of a GenBank genome assembly.